CCGCGCCACCUAUAAACUUGAUCUGAAGAUCGGAAAUAGGAGGGCUUAUAUUAAUCAGCGCUUCAGACUCGAAGAUAAGUAAACGUGGGAUCGCCGCGUUCUGCUUUGGCAUUGCUACUGCCACAGCGCGGGGAAAAGGUUCGCGAUCGAUGCGUGUGGCAGAUCAAAUCGAGCCCUCUGGAGAGUAAAAAAAAAAGGAAAUAGUACCUUUUCCCGUGGAUUUCGUGCAGUGUGUUCCCGUCUCCGAAUGAACAGCCAUGGGGGAAUGGACCAUACUCGAGAGGCUCUUGGAAGCUGCUGUCCAGCAGCACUCUACUAUGAUAGGAAGGAUCCUACUAACUGUGGUGGUGAUCUUCCGGAUUCUAAUUGUAGCCAUAGUUGGAGAGACAGUUUAUGAUGAUGAACAAACCAUGUUUAUCUGUAACGCGUUACAACCGGGCUGUAACCAAGCUUGUUACGACAAAGCAUUUCCGAUCUCGCACAUCAGAUAUUGGGUAUUUCAAAUAAUAAUGGUUUGCACGCCGAGUCUUUGCUUUAUCACUUACUCUGUUCAUCAGUCAGCAAAAAGGGACCGACGGUAUUCCACUGUGUAUCUUACAGUGGAUAAUAAGGAUCAAGAUCCACUGAAACGCGAGGACAGCAAAAAGAUAAAAAACACAAUUGUAAACGGAGUACUUCAGAACACAGAAAAUUCGACAAAAGAAGCCGAGCCCGACUGUUUGGAAGUCAAAGAGAUUCCCAAUGCGAACACGAAGCCUCCAAAGUCCAAAAUGAGGCGACAAGAGGGCAUCUCGAGAUUUUACAUCAUUCAAGUUGUUUUCAGAAACGUUCUGGAAAUCGGGUUUUUGGUGGGUCAGUAUUUCCUGUACGGAUUCAAUGUCCCCGCAGUGUAUGAGUGUGAUCGAUACCCGUGCAUAAAAGAGGUUGAGUGUUAUGUCUCCAGACCCACAGAGAAAACGGUUUUUCUCGUCUUCAUGUUUGCGGUCAGUGGUUUUUGUGUGGUGCUGAAUUUGGCCGAACUUAACCAUUUGGGAUGGAGGAAAAUCAAAACGGCCGUAAGAGGAGUGCAGGCCAGGAGGAAGUCAAUUUAUGAGAUCAGAAAUAAAGACUUGCCCCGUAUGAGUGUGCCUAAUUUCGGUCGCACUCAGUCGAGUGACUCUGCCUAUGUGUAACUGAGGAGACAACUCUGAAUGAAUAUAUGCUAUGUAUAAAGAUCUAACAAUAAGAUGGACGAUUCCAUUCGCCACUAACGUUUCAUCAGCUAAAAGAGUGGUUAGAUUUUUAUUUGAUAGUCUUUUAAAGGACUUAAGCGACAAGGAUGGAUGGCACGUUUGUCAACCGAUUUAUUACUUGCACUGAUGCAACUUUUUAGCGACGCUUGUAGCACAAAAGCGCUACACGAAGAGAGCAUAUUGAUGUGUUCACGUAUUUACUCUUGUGAUCUCAAUCGUACUUGAAGAGAGUAAAUACGUUUUGCACUAAAAAAAAAAGUUAACACCGGGAGCCAACUGCGUCUCGAUGGGCUUUUAACGGUGUUUUUAAACGAUUUUCCACCGAUUUUUUCACACCAUCAUAUUUAGCAACACAACGCACAGCGGUUGACUGAAGGAGAAUCUUGAUCGCAAUUUAAUCUAGCCUAUGAUGGUAUCUAGGCUGUGGAUCACCCUAGAUUAAGAACAGAUUAAUACAAUAAACCUCUUUUGUUGCCUAUGUUGUACCACUGACCUUAACGUAUGUCACCAUUUCAUCGCUAACCUGCAAACCAUUGUCGGGUGGAUUUGCUGCAGCCGCUUAGGUCUGUGACGUCCUUCAUUUCAAACACACCAAAGCGCCCACUGCUUUCAUCUGUGAACUCUUUUAUUGCUUUCGUGUAAUUAAGUGCCAUACUUGUACAUAAAAUAUAUAUGUAUACAUAUAACAAUCUCUAAUAAUGAUAAUUAUAUACAUUAUGAAAACGUAUUCCUUGCUUGGAUUAUGCUAAACGGCGCACAGGUUUGCUUUAACUGUAUUCGUUGUGAUUUAAAUGAAAAUUAUAUACAGCAUUUUCUCUCUUUUAACUUUGCAAAUGACCGGAAAAGAAAUAAAAUGCUGGUCUUUUUAUAUACGUACAGUAAUCUCUUUAUUCACCAUAUUAAAAUUAGCUCAAUUACGAUGGCACAAAUAUAAUUUUAUAACAAGCAAAAACAUGGACAAUGAGAAGCUGCUCUGGUGCUACAUUUUUCACUGAGUCUGUGUAACCCAGGCAAAUCAGAACAAAACUAUUUUCUUCCAAAUAAAAACCGAAGGAAUGCAAACCAGUGCCGUUUUGAGACCCAAGGCUUUUGUGCAACUCAGGAGCACCUCGUGCUCCCUAUGACCUUGCAUGCUUCUCAGGCGCGUGCAGUCUUUUUAAGGCCUUGGCUGAGAAAAAAGUGCUGCAUUAACUGUCAGUAUAGGUUAUGAAAAUAUUUCACUGAAUUUUUUUUUUUUUUUUUUUUACAUUUAUUCCAAACACUAUCCAUAAUUGUGCCCAGAGAUACUAAAGAUUUAAUUAAGCCUAUUUGAAACAUUUUGCAUUCUUUGUUUUCUCAUCUUCAGGCCUGUUUUGUGUAUGAUUUUCAGAAUUCUAAAGUCAAGUAAAGAGAUGCAUGUUUAAGAGAGUAUAUUAGAGAGUAUUUGAAUGCUGUCAAGAAAGUUUGGGCCUACACUGCAUUUGCUUGGGACUUGGUCUUUCCCGCUGGUGUUCCUAUCUGCUGCUAGAGAAAGAGCACAGAGCAGUGGCUCUAGCUGUGGGCGCCACUGCCUGCCCUUCCUGAAGGUCAGGAGGAAAAACAAAACACAAACAGAAAGGAUCAAGUAAAAGUGAUGAACACUGUAGCCACACUGUGGCUUGCAGCUUGCAAAACGAGCGUCCAGGAUGACGUGGGGCUGGGCUCACUGCAGCAGCUGCCGGGAUGAUUCUGCAGGGUCUGCCUCAGCACAGAGGAGCCGGACACGGCCGUGUCGCUCGGCACCUCAGAGGGGACCACCACAGCUGCCAACACUCAGAAACCAUAGCAGGACUAUCCAAAAGGACAGAAAACGCAUGAUGCCUGUUUGGCCGGACAGCGCAGUGCAAUACUCGAGUCCUCUGUCUCUGCUCCCCUCUUCAGUCUUAUGACCAACAUUCCAAGACUGCACACUGAUCUUGAAUCUGUGAGAUUCUUGCAGACUUUUCUGAUAAACUGGGAAGCGAGCUGAAGGAAGAUGUCACUGAACAGAGCAGAGAGAAUUUCAUUGUGUAUGGGAACAAAGAAAAAAAGCUUUAAUAAACUCAAACCCCCCUGCCAAAUGUGAAAAUAACUGUACAUGGGUCAUGUACUGCAGUCUCUCUCUCUCUCUCUCUCUCUCUCUCUCUCCCUCUCUCUCUCUCUCUCCCUCUCUCUCUCCCUAGUAGAUUUCUGCAAUAUUCAUCCUGGUAUUUUCAUGGUUUAAAAUGAUUGGUUUAUGUAUGAAUGCAAUUAUGCAUGCUGUGAUGCAUUUUACAUCAUGUGAGUGUUGCGAGGCUCGGUUAAAUAUAUUUAAUGCUAUCCGUGCUACUUGUUUCUCUGCAUCAGAUUUCAAUUCAUAUCUGUGAGGCACAAUGUAGGAUGCUUAACAUGGACAGAUCAAUAGAGACACAGGACACCACCCCCGCACACAGCCAGAUGAUCCUGUGGCUCCUGACACUGACAAAUCCUAAUUACUGACAAACACUACUGACUACAUUCUUUCAAAACACUUGUUAUCUUUUGAUCUGCCCAAGAGUGAUAUUAAACUUCCUGAAAUGCCAUUUCUUUUAAGAUGCAAACAAAAUCCUCAGGAAUUCCAGCAAUUUCAUCUGAAAUUUGCAGGUGCCUAAAAUAUGACAGAAUUUCAGAGAUUAAACAGGCUCAUUUAUUCCAGAGACUGUCUACUGAGCAACUGUGUCAAAUGUUAAAGGAAAAGAAAAUCAGUCUAAUAGCUAUGUCUAAACCCCUGCAGGUACUCUUUGGGAGUUCUUAGUGUAACUUUAUCCUAAUUCUGAUCUAAAGAGCCUUGCAAGCUUACACUGGAUAGCACUACACUGUCCUUUUUCUAAGCAACCAAGCCUCCAGUCCUUUCCAUUUUUACUCAAGUGUAGAGACAUCUGUGUAAAUGUAAAUGGAAUGAAGUAGUGUGAAUUAAAUCCAGGCUCUCACAGAUGAGAACGCAUAUGGUGGCGCUGAGGUGUCAUUUCAUAAGACGUGUGCUCGAGUUCCUGCACAAACCUUUCUUAGAUUCUUUUGACUACAGGAUGAAACUCUGCAAUGCACAAACUACUUAUUUCUUUCUUUCCUUUUGACAAGCACACCUUUAUUAUAAUCAGAAAUGUUAAAUGUUCAUCAAGCCUUUUUGCUUAUUUACAGAUUAUUAAUUUAUUUUAAAUCCUGAUUUUUCAAUUAAAAGCAUGUUAUUAUAGUUUACUGCUCACAUCAUACAACCGUAGUAACAAUAUGCAACUAAUUGAAUUACAUCAAAUAUUACAAUGCACUUGGAAGUGAAUGCACAUUAAAAUAAAUACAAAUUUGUUAGACAUUUUUACAUACUGGUGAAGAUAAAUCCAGCAGUAUAUAAACAACCAUCAAAAAUACUUUUUUGUUGGUGUAUGUUCUAAUUAUAUUAGGAAAUGUUUAGUAUUGUGUGCUACGUUUGUGCUCUAACAUAGACACAACUAAAUUCUAGGUAUCUGUAGGAGUCAAACAUACAAUAAGCAGAGUGUUCCUUUAAAUGUUAAUUAAAAAAAAGGAGAAAAUGAUAAUUGGUAUUAUGGUAGACACAGGAGCAAUAUGAAGGUUCAAGGCAGUCUAUAGAGUGAAAAUAAAUUGUAAUGACUUUUUAUGGUCAGUGGAGGUUGAUUUUGAUUUCAAGAUAUCACUGAAAACUUGUCAUAUGCACAGUUAUUUGACUAUUUAUACUCCACAUACAUACAGUCAUGUGACUAUUUAUACUCCACCUAUAUAGGACUUUUUAGGAAACCGUAACAAUAAUCCCUAAAUAAUUAAUCUCUCAGAUGUAAAAUAAAUUAUUUGCUUUCCUAUUCUACACUAAGUCUACAAUACAUUCUGGAGAUUAGAUCACCAUAACAGAAAUAUUUACUGAUAUUCUUACAUAAUGUCAUAUGUCUCAGCUACUGGCAGGUGCCGUGUCAUGAGUACUUUUUAUUCAUCUUUGAUUUUUCGCUUAUAAAAUCCUUCCCAGCCAGAUCUAGCAAAUAAAGAAGGUGCAGGUACAUUUCCUGUUGCCAUUUUAUUUGCUAGUUUAAAUGAUCACAACUCGAGUUGAGAUCAUUCCCUGCCUGUGCACUGUCUGCUGCACUUUAACAGUAUCAGUGGUAACUCAGCAUGUAAAGGAAGGCACAACCCAAACUCUGCAAUGGCCAGUCACCAAACCAGUCACCUUAGAGAAGUAUUCAAACCCUCAAAUUUGACCUUAGGUUUGACCCAGCUCAUUUAUUUGCGUCUUUAAUCGUAAAAAGCCAGCAUCAUAUAGUAACAUUGAUGAAAAGAAAAGUGUUGUUUCCCAUUCCCCACUGCCCUUUCUGUCUGGCUUUUAAACUCACUGAAAGGGAGACACGUGUUCCCAGGCCAGAUCAGGUUUCACACUGUUUCUUCAAAGCUUUGCAAACAAACAGAAAAAGACAAAAAAAAUCCAAAGCUGGUAUAUUUCAUGCACUGAGCCAGCAGCUAUGAAAUUUGUCUGCUUACAAUGCAGUCAAGCACUGCAGUGUGGUCACCUAUCACUGGCAGAGUACGUAGAAGCUUCCUGCUUCUCAGAUCCUUGUGAAUGAUCCUCUGAAGAAAAACCCACUUCAUGUAUUCAGACUGCACAUCUCUAUUUUGAAUUCCAAGAGAAGGAGGUUCAUCUACAAAAAAUGUAUUUCACACAAAAUUUAGAGACUGUCAUCUCAGGGCACCUAAUCUGCCUUUCUGUCAAUGUUCCACUAUUUCUAUCUGUCUCUCUCAUAAUGUGUUUGGAUGAUUUUUGAUUGUCAGUGUUUACUAGGAGGAAAGAGACAGUAGAAUAAUCAUACUGGCAUGUACAUUUAAUAUCACCCGCAGAUUAGAAAGAAAUCAUGGAUGAAGUUGAUGUUUUUCACCUCCCUGUUCUUCAUUACACAAUCCAAAAUGAUUCAGGAAGUCACACAAUUCUACUGUGUCUGUUACUGACCUCUUUAUCCAAAAUAAAAUAUAUUUCUAAAUCUC
Electrophorus electricus (electric eel) is the source of this 6221-nucleotide messenger RNA. Its product is annotated as gap junction protein delta 2b. Gene Ontology annotation, cellular component: connexin complex. Gene Ontology annotation, biological process: cell-cell signaling. Gene Ontology annotation, molecular function: gap junction channel activity. NCBI's taxonomy places the organism in Eukaryota, Metazoa, Chordata, Actinopteri, Gymnotiformes, Gymnotidae. The record is from RefSeq and is a predicted model, not a curated record.